CGGUGCGACGGUGGAUUCGGCGAGACGUGUUGGACUCGCAGGUUGUCGAACUCCCUCUUCCGCUCCGCCGCAACCACUCCCGUCUCCAUCCUUCCCAAACCGCGCCGCCUCUCCCCGUCCCUCCUCCUGCGCCCCAGGUGCAGCCGCAACGGCGACGAACGUUAACGCGGCCGCCGGCGGUGGGGGUAUCCGCCGAGACUCAGUGACCGCGGCGCCGCAGCUUCAGGGCAACAAGGAAUCUGUGGAAUUCAAUUUUUCUGCGGGAUAUCGGCAAGGGAGGGGAUUAAUUGAUUGAUUGGUCGAUGGAGGAGGCUUCUGUUACAGGGGAAUUGUUGGAGCAAGAAGCUCCAUCUUCUUCAAUCUCCGGUGUCGAUUGGUCCCAGCUUCCGGCGGACUUGCUCGUCUGCAUCUUCGGCGUGCUGGAGGUCCCGGAUGUCUUCAGCUCCGGUGUGGUUUGCCGCGCCUGGCAUGCCAGCUUUCUGGAGGCCCGCCGCCUUGGCAUUUGCUCCAGUAACCCUGGGCCCUGCCUCGUGUUCUCUUCCGGCGACCGUGAUCCUAGCGUGGUCACCCUGCACAGCCUCACCACGGGGAAGAACUACUAUGUAACCAUGCCGGACCCUCCUUUCCGUACCCGCUACAUCGUUGGGUCUUCCCAUGGCUGGCUUAUUACCGCCGAUGAGCGGUCCAAUCUGCUCCUUGUCAAUCCUGCGACUCAGGCUCAGAUCCCCAUGCCACCACCGGAGACAAUAGCGAAUGUCAGGAUACGUUGCAAUGGUGAGGGAGUGCCACAUGGCUAUGAUCUUUUUAAAUUGGAUAUGUCAUCACAAGAUUUUGAUACUGAAACAGAGCCAGAUGAUCUUUCCUGGGAAGAAGGCCGGUUUUACUUCUACACGAGGGUUGUCCUGUCAGCAGAUCCAUCCAGUGGAAACUGCACUGUAAUGAUCCUGCACUUGCUACGUAAUCUCCUUUUCUUUGCAAGGGUGGGUGACACUCAUUGGACCUGGAUCAAUGUUAAUGAGCUAUGUUGGAACUAUCAUGAUGUUUUGUACAAUGACGAUGAUAGAUUGUUCUAUGCAAUCCGAGGCAAUGGUGAUGUUCAUGCUAUCAAUACAAAUGGACCCUCUCCAAUAUUAAGGGUUGUCUUAGACGCCAAGAGCUCACUUGUCGAUUGUGCCAAGUACAUUGUUCUGUCAGAAUUGGGUGGUCUUCUUCAAGUAUGGAGGUAUCAUCACUAUGUUAAUAAUAAUAAGGAGAGGAGGACCAGUGAAUUGGUUGUUUAUAAGGUUGAUCUUGUUGAACACAAGCUUGUUGAACUUAAGGAUUUUGAAGGCCAUGCAUUGUUUAUUGGUUUCAAUAGCUCCUUCUUCCUACGAGAAGAAGAUUUCCCCAUGUUGACUCCAAAUAGUGUCUACUGUACAGAUGAUACAGUUACUUAUAUUUGUCAUUCAAGGUUUGGCUUUCGAGAGGUUAGUGCCUUCCAUUUGGAAGAUAGUAGUUUCACCGAUCUACUACCUAUUGGCUCACGGUUGAAUUGGCCACCUCCUGUUUGGUUUAGGCCAUCAUUUUCUAAAGGUCCACUAUGACAUAAUUCUGCAGAUUGAUUGAUCUGAUCAAUGGAGCAGGUUUCUUCUUCUGUUACCGGUGAAUUACUAGAGCAUGAAGCUCCACCUUCGACCCCCGGUCUUGAUUGGUCCCAGCUUCCUGCGGACCUUCUCAUCUGCAUCCUUGGCACGCUGGAGAUUCCAGAUAUUUUCAGCUCCGGCGUGGUUUGCCGCUCGUGGCAUGCCAGCUAUCUAGAGGCUUGCCGCCUCGGUAUUUGCUCCAAUAACCCUGGGCCCUGCCUCGUUUUCUCGUCCAGCGACCGUGAUCCUAGCAUCACCACACUUCACAGCCUCACCACGGGGAAGGAUCACUAUGUAACCAUGCCGGACCCUCCUUUCCGUACACGUUACAUUGUCGGAUCCUCCCAUGGAGCGGUCUAAUCUGCUCCUUGUCAAUCAUGCGACUCAGGCACAGAUCACCAUGCCGCCACCGGAGACAAUAGCAAAUGUCAGGAUACGUUGCAAUGGUGAGGGUGUGCCAGAUGGCUAUGAUCUUUUUACAAUGGAUAUGUCAUCACGGGAUUUUGAUACUGAAACAGAGCCGAAUGAUCUUUCCUGGGAAGAAGGCCGAUUUUAUUUCUAUAAGAGGGUUGUUCUGACAGCAGAUCCAUCCAGUAGAAACUGCACAGUAAUGAUCCUGCACCUGCUAGAUGAUUUCCUUUCCUAUGCAAGGGUGGGUGACAAUCAUUGGACCUGGAUCGAUGUUGAUGAGCUAUGUUGCUGCUAUCAUGAUGUUUUGUACAAGGACGACGAUAGAUUGUUCUCUGCAAUCCGAGCCACUGGUGAUGUUCAUGCUAUUGAUACCAAUGGACCCUCUCCAAUGUUACGGGUCGUCCUAGACACCAAGAAUUCACUCAUCAAUAAUACCAAGUAUAUUGUUCUGUCAGAAUCAGGUGAUCUUCAAGUAUGGAGGUAUUAUAAACACGUCAAUAACGACAGGAGGACCAGAGAAUUGAUUGUCUAUAAGGUUGACCUUGGUGAACAAAAGCUUGCUGAACUUAAGGAUUUUGAUGGUCGUGCGCUAUUUAUUGGUUUCAAUAGCUCGUUCUUCCUACGGGUAGAAGAUUUCCCAAUGUUAGCUCCAAAUAGUGUCUACUGUACAGAUGAUUCAAUGGAAUAUAUUUAUUGUGUGAGGUUUGGUUUCCGAGAGGUUGGUGCCUUCCAUUUGGAUGAUAGUAGCUUCACUGAUCAGCUUAUUGGCUCACGGUUGAAUUGGCCAUCUCCUAUUUGGUUUUGGCCAUCAUUUACUAAAGUUAAUUAGAUUUAUUGCUUCAAGUUUUACAUAUUUCAAUUUGUUUACAUCUCUGUAAUUUGCUAUUGCAUACCCUAUUAAUAAUAGAACUCUGGUGGUAGUUUACAAGUUAGUAUAUGUAAUGCUGCUACUGCCUAACAAUAUAGUUGGAAAUGUAACAGAUGCAUUACUGAAAUCAUGGAAAUCACUACAAACUAUGUAUAAAAAAUUUAAAAUAUUGUCAACACAACAUAUGCAAUGGAGGUGCUAUAAUACGCCAUGUAUUUUUUUUUAAAAAUCGAACUUGAUUCUCUUUAGAAGGGUUGAAACUCAGAAAGAAAUAAAGGAAUAAUACUAAAAUGUUCCAACUUCACUUUAUUCUGUCAACACUAUUCAUGUUUCUGUUUUUUAAUUAUAUGUAUUCUAUUCCAAACAACACUGAGCAUUAUCUUCAAAUUUUUACAUGUGUGUAUAUAAUAGUAUGUCCUUCUACUUAAGUUAACUUUUUGAGAAUUUUCUUAGAAUGUUUACAUGGUUUAUUGCGAGGUCUCCAUGAUUCACUGAAUUUGUGGUUUUCACCUAUAAUCCCCUGCUAUAUGAAUAUGUUAUUAUCCGUCUAAGGUGGCAUCUCUAAAAUUAAUAUAUACCUCCCAACUAUUUAUUUGAUUGUUACAAAGAUUAUGCAAAAUGGAGACACAGAACUUUUUAUUUAAACCGUGACCUUUGUUUAUACAUCCACUUAGAUCCAUUAACAUUGUAGUAUUUCCAUAGUGUUCUAGACCAAUCUUUUGAUUUUUAAACUUGUUUCCGCAGCAUCACAUUCAGUUUCUCAAAUAAAGUCAGACUCAUGGUGAUGCCUUUUGAUUGGUUUUCAGGUCAUCUUUCUAGUAAUUCUGGAGAUUGAGUCAUGAAUACAUUAAUUUAGCGUGGAUAUCUGUACGGUCUUGCUCUAGAAUAAUUUGUAAACAGUGGCGCGCUACCUUGUGUUAUUGUCAUGUUCAACAAUAAUCAUGCUAAUCAUGUCUUGACUGUGAGAACAUUGUUAUUUUAGUCUGCAUGAAUGAAAGUCAUGUAUUUUUUUCA
This is a messenger RNA of Oryza sativa Japonica Group (Japanese rice), 3915 nucleotides long. RefSeq lists its product as uncharacterized. The record is from RefSeq and is a predicted model, not a curated record. Gene Ontology annotation, molecular function: protein binding. Lineage: Eukaryota; Viridiplantae; Streptophyta; Magnoliopsida; Poales; Poaceae.